Syngnathoides biaculeatus (alligator pipefish) is the source of this 4275-nucleotide messenger RNA. Its product is annotated as CSC1-like protein 2. Gene Ontology annotation, cellular component: plasma membrane. The record is from RefSeq and is a predicted model, not a curated record. Bases 578 to 3097 code for a protein of 839 amino acids. Gene Ontology annotation, molecular function: metal ion transmembrane transporter activity; nucleic acid binding; calcium-activated cation channel activity. Lineage: Eukaryota; Metazoa; Chordata; Actinopteri; Syngnathiformes; Syngnathidae. Gene Ontology annotation, biological process: transmembrane transport; metal ion transport. The transcript has 24 exons.
CCUUUUGGACCCGGUGAUGAAAUAGUAGAUAAACAGCAGUAAUAUGUCGAAUUUAGGUGGCUUUCUUUUUACUAAUUUUACGUCAUACUUCUGCGCUCCGUUUAACAUAGAAAUGUACAGUAUAGAAGCAGCAUUCGAAAAGUAUGCUACGUGAUUGAGUUGAAAAGUGCUCCGCCUGUCUAUAAGUUGUAUAGCUAUAGCUGUCAUGCUGGAAGCAUGAUUGGAGUCUCCGCCCGCUUGACUGGUCUCGUCUUGAGAGUUGUCCAACCGGCUGUCUUGACACACACAAUAGUCACAGCUUGACUAGCGCGUCGUCGUAAACAGGUUAUUGUUACACUGUUUGUCGAACUAUAUUUUAACUCACAACUUUACGUUGUAACGAAGAAAGUAAAACUUAAAAAAAAAAAAAACAACAAGAAAUAUUUAUAUAUUUCAGUAGACUCCACCUGUCUUGUGCUACAUACAGCAGCUAAUAGCGUCAACGCUAUGGUUGACUGCUAGCCUUCAUUGACGAAGUGAUAAGUCCGCUGACUGCACUACUGCGAAGUGAAACAUUUUCAACAUGUUGCAGUGAGCGAUGCAUUUGCUGGUAUUAGGAAUGGCCAUCUGGGGAGCGCAAGCUUGUUCUGACUCUCAGAGCUGCACGACAACACUGCCACCCAAUGCCACCUCCAAAGACUACUGCUACUCGGCCAGAAUUCGCAGCACAGUGCUGCAGGGCUUGCCCUUUGGUGGUGUACCGACUGUUCUCGCCCUUGACUUUAUGUGCUUUUUGGGAUUGCUGGUUGUGUUCUCCUUCCUGCGAAAAGUUGCAUGGGAUUACGGACGCCUCGCUCUGGUCACUGACGCUGACAGGAGAAUGGAUCAGCGUUACAGUCGUCUGGAUGAUCGGGAAUAUGCGGCUGCUGAUUUGACAACAGACACAUCUGAACGCUAUGAGCGCCUCACCUCAGUUUCCAGCUCGGUAGACAUAGAUCAGAGAGACACGGGAUUCUGCUCUUGGCUCACUGCUAUAUUCCGCAUCAAGGACGAUGAGAUUAGGGAGAAGUGUGGCGAGGACGCAGUACAUUAUUUGUCCUUCCAGCGUCACAUUAUCGGCCUGCUGGUAGUGGUGGGUGUGCUUUCUGUGGGCAUCAUCUUGCCUGUAAACUUUUCAGGAAACCUACUUGAAAACAAUGCUUAUAAUUUUGGAAGAACUACGAUAGCAAAUCUAGAUGCAGAUAAUGCACUUUUGUGGCUGCACACCAUCUUUGCAUUCCUUUACCUGUUACUGACAGUGUGCAGCAUGAGAAGACACACGUCCAAGAUGCACUACGCAGAGGAUGACCUGGUCAAACGAACGUUAUUUGUCAAUGGCCUCUCCAAAUAUGCAGAAGAAACUGAAAUAAAACAACACUUUGAGGAGGCAUAUGAAAACUGUGCUGUGCUGGAAGCCCGCAUCUGUUACAAUGUAGCCAGGCUGAUGUAUCUUAACUCUGAAAGGAAGAAGGCAGAGCGCAGCAAGAAAUUCUUCCUUGAUUUACAGGCCAAAGAGCACAUAACCACAAUGAUAAAUCCAAAACCUUGUGGACACCUUUGCUGUUGUAUCAUCAAAGGCUGUGAGCAGGAAGAGGCUGUGAGUUAUUAUACCAAACUAGAGGCUCAAUUAAAAGAUGGCUACAGGAGGGAGAGAGAGAAGGUCAACAGAAAACCUUUGGGAAUGGCAUUCGUCACCUUUCAAAAUGAAUCCAUAACUGCUACAAUCUUGAAGGACUUCAAUGCUUGCAAAUGUCAGGGAUGCCACUGUCGCCGAGAGCCACAGAGCUCUGCAUUCAGCGAAAAACUCCAGACGCACAACUGGACUGUCAGUUAUGCCCCUGAUCCGCACAACGUCUAUUGGGAGCAUCUCUCACUGGGAGGAUUCUCAUGGUGGAUCCGCUGCUUGAUCAUAAACUGCGUCCUCUUCCUCCUCCUCUUCUUCCUUACCACUCCUGCCAUCAUUAUCUCCACCAUGGACAAGUUUAAUGUUACCAAACCGGUGGAAUACCUAAAUAAUCCAAUUAUCACUCAGUUCUUCCCCACUCUCCUCCUGUGGUCCUUCUCUGCCUUACUUCCUACCAUUGUUUACUACUCUGCCUUCUUUGAAGCCCAUUGGACGCGGUCAGGAGAAAACAGAACUACUAUGCAUAAAUGCUACACUUUCCUCAUCUUCAUGGUACUUCUACUACCCUCCCUUGGUCUAAGCAGUUUAGAUGUUUUCUUCCGGUGGCUUUUUGACAAAAGAUUCUUGGCAGAUGCUAAAGUGAGAUUUGAGUGCGUCUUCCUUCCUGACAAUGGAGCCUUUUUUGUGAACUAUGUCAUUGCAUCUGCAUUCAUUGGAAAUGCAAUGGACCUGCUCAGGAUCCCUGGUCUACUUAUGUACAUGAUCCGCCUUUGCCUCGCUCGAUCAGCAGCCGAGCGGAGGAACGUCAAGAGGCAUCAAGCUUACGAGUUUCAGUUUGGAGCAGCUUAUGCUUGGAUGAUGUGUGUCUUCACGGUGGUUAUGACCUACAGCAUCACCUGCCCAAUCAUUGUCCCCUUUGGGCUGAUGUACAUGCUUCUCAAGCACUUAGCAGACAGAUACAACAUGUACUAUGCUUACCUGCCUUCCAAACUGGACAAGAAGAUCCAUUCCGGAGCUGUCAACCAAGUGGUGGCUGCUCCAAUUCUUUGUCUAUUUUGGCUUCUUUUCUUCUCCACGAUGCGCUCUGGGUUUUCAGCUGCAAUCUCAAUGUUCACGUUUGUGGUUUUGAUCAUCACAAUCACUGUCUGCCUCUUGCAUGUCUGCUUUGGACAUUUUAAAUAUUUGAGUGCGCACAACUACAAGAUUGACACUCAAGUAUUGGAUGUGACCGAGAAUGGACCUACAGAAUGCACUACUAACUCCAACAAAGCAGCACAGAUGUACAUCGCAGAGGUUCUGCAAGAUCCAAAUUCAGAGGAGGCCGGAUCGGGCAGUGGCGAGGAUGACGGCCAGGGGUCAUUGCAGGAUGAGGAAAUAAUUAAUGUGGAAAAUGGCCUGAAUGAGGACUUCCAGUCUGGAGAAGACAGCCUCAUUGAAAAUGAAGUGCGACACUGAGAAAACAAAGAUUCAACUUUGAGAAGAAUGCACUGAAUAAAUGAACUAAACUGGACGUGGUUCAUCAAGGUCACCAAAGCAUCUCAACCUGAUCGAGGGACAUAAAACUAGCUCAAGGAUUCUUAUAUACUUAAAGCGUGUCUACUUGCAAAAGUAAUGAGCAGUAAAGUCCCUCAGAGCCACCACCACAGCGCAUGGACUCGGUGAAAAGUCACAAAAGGAGACAUGACAAAUAUGGCCCUAUCUUGCACUUGAAACGAGAAGACAAAACUUUCCACAAAGGCACCGUCGAUAGCAUGCCUUCAAAAAGUGAUUCCCCCAUGAUUGUCUGCUAGUACCCCAAAAUGUCCCCACUCAAUGCUUCUUAUGGAAUGCAGCUAUCAAGAGAGGUGCAGAUUUUUCCACAUAGCUCAUGCGAUCCCUGAGAAGCCUCAAAGAGGGGAGCAUUGAUUAGAAUAUGUACAUUGCCCUCCCACUCUGCACGAUGAUUGGUAUUUUAGCACACUACGCUGUUAGAAGCAAUGCAGCCCAUUGGGAAUGCUGCUGGACUGCUGCUGCUACUUUAGCCUGCUGCAAGAGGACUUUUGAGUUGAAUAGGAUGGACAGAAAGUUGGUGGGGUCAGUCUGUUAUGAUACUCAUUGAGUUUCUAUUUUUUUGCCAAUAGGUUUACAUAUUUACGCACAGAUACUGACAUUUGCAUUAAUUUUUGACGGUAACUGAAUAUGGAGUAGUUUCUCACUUGUCCUUGUUGACUGUGUAUGUAGGCACUUGAUCAUGUAGGUCCUGAUAGGUGUACUGUAUUCUAAGAUGUUGGCAGCCAUGCUACAGCCUCCUGAAGCUGAUUUUAUUUUAAUGAAAUAUCUAUGAUAAAACAUGAACCAUCCUAAAAAAAAGUCAACAGCCACAUAUGUGGGUAUAAUGCAUUCAACAUCUCUAUUUAUUAUUUAAUUCAAUUUGCAAAUCUGAACUGUAAGUACACAUUUAAGGCCUUACUCUGCAUCAAACUUGUCGUUUUUAUCAUCUUUUUGAGGAAUGAUGGGUGCAAACUCAUUUUAUCUGACCCACCAUGCAACUGCUAAAAAUUAAUUACAUAAAUUGUUAUAAAUCACCCUGAAGCAUUUAAUCUACAUAAACUCAAAAUCUGUGGUCGUUAUUUGUUCAAAUCUUUUUUUUUUUU